GUGGUGCAGUCAUUUCUAAAGGUGUGAUCACAGAGUGGUGCAGUACCAUUUCCAGAGCCAAAGAUUUCUCCGUUUUCCAGCAGGGAUACAGUCAGAGACGCUGAUAGAAAUUCUGAAGCAUUUGAGAAACUAGGAAUUUAAAGAAUAUAAGUGGUACAUGCAGAAAGAUGACUUCCUGGAAGACUUCCCACCCAUCCCGGAGAGCCGACGGUAGAAGGCGGACUGUAUGGACACGGUGGACCUGAUGCAGACCUACAGCAGUCAGUACCUGGAGGUCACCUGUAAGGUUUUAAAGAAGAUGAAAAAGAACGAUCUGUUGGAGUCGUCGUCAGACACCGGCUCGAAGCCCAGAGGUACAGAUGUGCUGAAUCUGGAGCUAAAGACAUCUCCUGAUUCCUGAGAGGACCAAGGAUGGCAACACCAACAGAGUUGGAGGAAGUGCUGGAGGAGCUGGGAGAGAGGGAGCGAAAAGAUUUUAAUGAGAUGGAAACAAAGGAUCAGGUGGAAAGUUUAUCAAGCACUGACUUAGGACCUGAAGAUGUGAGAUGCAUGCCAGCAGCUCCGCCUCCACAACCUGAAACAUCGUACCAAGUCACACUGCAGUCUGAACUCCAGAACAUCUUCAGGUGUGCUCAGGAGGGACUUGAGAAGCAGACUGAGGAACGUUUGUAUGACGUGACCCCAGAGCUGUUUAUUACAGAGAGACGGACCACAGACUCCUGUUCACAACAAGAGGUCAGGCUGGCUGACCUCGAGUCAGAGAGGGCGGUUAAACCCAGUGACCUCUUCCAACAGUUUUCUAGUGAGGGCACUGCUGUGAGGACAGUGCUGACCAGCGGGAUAGCGGGAAUUGGCAAAUCAUCCAUUGUUAAGAAGUUUUUGUUGGACUGGGCUGAAAAAAGAACCAAUCAAGACUUACAUCUGAUCUUCCCCUUUGACUGUCAGCAGAUGAGUUUAUGGAAAGGAGAAACAUUUAGCCUGGCAGAGCUCAUCCAUACAUGUAUCCCAUAUUAUUCUGCCAGUGGUAUCAAAGAAGAGACUUUAAAUGACAUUUUCACAAGUUUACAGAACUCAGGGGACACAAGUGAGUUCAGACUUCUGUUCGUGUUUGAUGGAUUGGAUCAAAGUCGCCUUCAGCUCGACUUCACAGGAAAAACAGAGAAGUCUAUUGAUGUGACAAAGUCAGCCGGAGUAGAAGUGCUGCUAACCAACCUCAUCAGGGGGAAACUGCUUCCCUCUGCUCGCCUCUGGAUAACCACACAACCUGCAGCAGCCAAUCGAAUUCCCCCUCAGUAUGUUCACAGAGUGACGGAGGUCAGAGGGUUCACUGACCCUCAGAAGGAGGACUACUUCAGAAAGAGAUUCCAAGAUGUGGAGCAGGCCAACAGGAUGGUCGCCCACAUCAACACAUCCCAAGGACUACACAUCAUGUGCCACAUCCCAGUCUUCUGCUGGAUCACGGCUGCAGUUCUGGAGGAUGUGCUGAAAACCAGCGAGGGAGGAGAGCUGCCCAAGACCCUGACUGAGUUGUACAUCCACUUCCUGACGGUUCAGAUUAACCACACAAAGCAGAAGGAUGUCCCAGAAAAGUGCAUUCGGUACAUAAUGUCAUUGGCUGAACUAGCUUUUCACCAGCUGCUGAGAGGAAACGCCAUCUUUACUGAGGAGGAGCUGAGCUGCAGUGGCAUUCAUGUCAGAGCAGCAUCAAAGUACGCAGGACUGUUCACAAAGAUCUUCAAGCAGGUUUGUGGACAAAGGAAGGAACAGGACCAGAAGAAUAUCUUCAGCUUUACUCACCAAAGCAUUCAUCAGUUUCUAGCUGCAGUUCAUGUGACCAUAUCACUGUUUAGCUACAACAGAAAUGUGAUGCCUGUCCCCCGACUCACCGUGCAAAGUCUGUUCAUGUGUUUCAGUAAAUCGAACUCUUCUACAGCUCUGAAUAUCCAAAAAAAUGCAGUGAAGACAGCGUUAAAGAGCCCAAACGGUCACCUGGAUUUGUUUGCCCGCUUUCUCCUCGGUCUGUCACUGCAGACCAAUCAGACUCUCCUACAAGACCUGCUGACACAAACAAGAAGUAGCUCACAUAACAAUCAGAAAGCAAUCCUGUAUGUGAAGAAAAGGAUCAGGAAGAAUCCUGGUCCAGAACAAUGCAUCCUUCUGUUCCACUGCCUGAAUGAACUGAAUGAUCGUUCUCUAGUGGAGGAGAUCCAACGAUACCUGAGUUCAGGAAGUCUCUGCAUAGAUAAACUGUCUCCCACUCAGUGGUCGACACUGCUCUUCAUCUUACUGUCAUCAGAAAAAAAUCUGGAUGUGUUUGACCUGAAGAAAUACUGCGCUUCAGAGGAGGCUCUUCUGAGGCUGCUGCCGGUGGUCAGAACCUCUAGAAAAAUUCUGCUGAGUGGCUGCAAGCUGUCAUGGAGAAGCUGUGAAGCUUUGUCUUCAGUUCUCAGCUCCCAGUCCUCCAGUUUGAGAGAGCUGGAUAUGAGCAACAACGAUCUUCAGGAUUCAGGAGUGACGUUGCUGUCCACUGGACUGCAGAGUCCACACUGUAUACUGGAGAUUCUUAAGCUGUCAGGCUGCAUGGUCACAAAGGAAGGCUGUGCUUCUCUGGUCUCGGCUCUGAGCUCCAACCCUUCACAUAUGAGAGAGCUGGACCUGAGCUACAAUCAUCCAGGUGACACGGGAGCAGAUAUGCUGUCUGCUCGACUGGAUGAUCCAAACUGGAGACUGGAUACUCUCAGAUUGGACCAUGGUGGAGAGCAGAGGCUGAAACCCGGCUUAAAGAAGUAUGCCUGCGAGCUGCAGAUAGACCCAAACACAGUAAGCCGAGCCCUCAGAUUGUCCAACAACAACAUGACGGUGACAGCGUCAGACUUUCAGUCAUAUCCGAAUCAUCCAGACAGAUUCGACAGUUGGCCCCAGCUUCUGUGUAAAAAUGAACUGAGCGGUCGCUGUUACUGGGAGGUGGAGUGGAGGGGACUAGUGGACAUAUGUGUGAGUUACAGAGGAAUCAAAAGAAAAGGGAACAGCCCUCGAAGCAGGUUUGGAGGAAACGAUCAGUCUUGGAGUCUGAGCUGCUUUCUUGACCGCUACGCUGUCUGCCACAACAACCAAGGGAAAGAGAUGUACUUCCCUUCCUCAUCCUCAUCCUCUUUCUCUAAGAGAAUAGCAGUGUAUGUAGACUAUCCUGCCGGCAUUGUGUCUUUCUACAGAGUCUCCUGUGACACUCUGAUCCACCUUCACACCUUCAACACCACCUUCACCGAGCCUUUGUAUGCAGGCUUUGGCUGUGACUCCAGGCUGGGCUUUAACCUGAUGUUUAACAUCCAGUCCUCAGUGUCUCUGUGCAAGCUGUAGGAGGAUGAGUGUAAAUGAUGAGUAUGAAUCAGUCAAGUUUGUGCACUUUAAACAGAACAAAUAACACUUUAUCAUAGUGAUGUGUUUUUGUUUUUUGUUUUUUUACUGAUUAACAAGAGUUGGAAAAACUGGCACUUCUUCUCAGAGUAAUGCUCAAUAGUGGGAAUAGAGAGUAUACGGCUGUGUUAUUAGCCCUUUGGCCAUCCUUGCCAAAGGGCUAAUAACACAGCUGUAUAAAACCGAGGAAACAUCCUAGGAAUCACAGGAAACAGCAAAAUCCAUUAAAACUGUGGAAACAAACUGAAAACUGAAUGUGGGGCAAAGGGCUUGUUUGUAUGGUAAUAAAAUGUAGAGGUCCAUCAAGCAUAGAAAUAAGUAUACUGCAAUUGUUACAGGUUCAGCAUUGGUCAUGUGUUAUUACUUCUCCUGCUAAAUACACACAACAAGCAUACAAGCUGGUUUUAUGGACUUCAUAUGUAUUUGUUUCAUAAUCUUCAGUAAGUAUGGAUCCAUGAAGCGUCCCAUAGACAUCCGCCAUGUCACCAUGACUACGCUCCGCCCAGCGGGAAACUUUCAGACCAGGUCACAACCUGUGCAGAAUUUAAUGAGAGUUACCACAAAGAACAAAAGCAAAAGAUUCAUAGCUGGGAGAAAAUGCUCACGCACACACACACACAUAUAUAUACUUAGGUGUGUACUGACUUUUGUUCCCAGUGGUUUAGACUUAAUGGCUUUGUGUUGAGUUAUUUAGAGGGGACAGCAAAUUCACACUGUUAUACAAGUUGCACACUUUACAUUGUAUCAAAGUGUCAUAUCUUCAAUGUUGUCCAAUGAAAAUAUUUACAAAAAUGUGAGAGGUGUACUGACUUUUGUGAGACACUGUAUAUAUAUAUAUAUAUUUUUUUUUUUUCUGUGAGAUUUGAUGAUGGAUGGAUAUGAAGCCUGGAGAUGGAGCUGUGAUGGUUAGGAUGAACGGUCAUGGUGAUGCUUACACUCUGAGCUUAGGGGGGGCACAGACUUAAAGUCAUAAGGAAUAGAGAGCAAGACAGCGAUGUUCCCAUCAGCUUGCUUUGUCGAUUGGUUGUGCACCACUGAUGAUAUGCGCACUGGUCAGAGAACCAGUGGAAAAGUCUUGAAUAAUUAAACCCAUCUGAAGGCAAACAUGGACUUGUGCAGAAUAAAUUCAGGAAAUAUUUUUAACUGGAAGGAAAUAAGCAGAAGGAAAACAGGUCAUACUUAUUAAAAGUAAUGUCUACACUACAAAUACAGUGAAAGCCAAAAGCAUGCAGUCACCUGUGGUUGCACAGUGUAGAUGCUCUGAUUCACGAUCUCGAUGGUGCACUGGCGAUGUGUUAGUGACUGCAGCACACAAAGAGAAGAGCAUAGAAGCAAGCCCACCCCAGUCUGAAGAGAAACAUUAAAAAGACUUUGAUAAAAAGCUUGGUGGGGAGAAUAUCUGAGGCGCUUGAAGACUGCUUCAUUUUAUCUGUUAAUCCCACCAUAUCAUCAAAUGUCGCAGGUGUAAAAGUAGACCAAGAGUGAGAAGGGGGCACCUCGCUAGCAGAAAGCUUUAGGGGGAGAUGUUGGCAUUGAUAUCUUUGAUCUUAUCAACAAAAAAUUGAAGACAUU
This is a messenger RNA of Oreochromis aureus, 4986 nucleotides long. Its product is annotated as NACHT, LRR and PYD domains-containing protein 12-like. Lineage: Eukaryota; Metazoa; Chordata; Actinopteri; Cichliformes; Cichlidae. Gene Ontology annotation, molecular function: protein binding. The record is from RefSeq and is a predicted model, not a curated record. The transcript is spliced from 7 exons. Bases 412 to 3357 code for a protein of 981 amino acids.